CCUCCCCCCUCCCUCGCUCGCUCGCUCCCUCCCCCCGGGCCGGCUCGGCUCUGACUCCGCCGCACGCUGCAGCCGCGGCUGGAAGAUGGCGGGGAACGACUGCGGCGCGCUGCUGGACGAAGAGCUCUCCUCCUUCUUCCUUAACUAUCUCGCUGACACGCAGGCUGGGGCUUCCGGGGAGGAGCAACUGUGCGCUGACUUUCCAGAGCUCGACCUGUCCCAGCUGGAUGCCAGCGACUUUGACUCGGCCACCUGUUUUGGGGAGCUGCAGUGGUGCCCGGAGAACUCUGAAACUGAACCCAGCCAGUACAGCCCCGAUGACUCCGAGCUCUUCCAGAUCGACAGUGAGAAUGAGGCCCUCCUGGCAGAGCUCACCAAGACCCUGGACGACAUGCCCGAAGACGACGUGGCUCUGGCUGCCUUCCCGGCCCUGGAUGGUGGAGACGUGCCAUCCUGCACCUCAGCUUCACCUGCCCCCUCAUCUGCGCCCCCCAGCCCCGCUCUGGAGACACCCCCGGCCCCAGCCCCUGAGGUGGAUGAGCUCUCACUGCUGCAGAAGCUCCUCCUCGCCACAUCCUCCCCAGCAUCAAGCUCUGACACCCAGAAGGACGGGACCGCCUGGCGCCAGGCAGGCCUCAGGUCCAAAAGUCAGCGGCCUUAUGUCAAGGUAGACAGCACUCAUGACAAGAAGGCGCCCAUGACGCAGCCUCAGAGCCGGAGCUGCACAGAGCUGCAUAAGCACCUCACCUCGAAAGCCCACUCUCCAGACCGGGGCCUGCAGCUGCCACCCCCCUGGAGUCCCCGUCCUUCUGCCAAGGAGGACGAGGAGCCGGAUGAGGACUGCCCGAGCCCCCAGCCAGCUCCAGCCUCUCCCCGGAACUCCCCAGCACCGGCCAGGCCAGGCCCUAGCGCCCGGGUCCCCCAGGAGGACAUGCAGGCCAUGGUGCAGCUCAUCCGCUACAUGCACACCUACUGCCUCCCCCAGAGGAAGCUGCCAGCCCCCCAGCCCUGCGACAGCCCCUCCACGCAAGUCAGGCCCCGGCCCCAGCACCCCUCUAAAGCCUCCUGGGCUGAGUUCUCCAUUUUGAGGGAACUUCUAGCUCGAGAUGUUCUCUGCGAUGUCAGCAAACCCUACCGCCUGGCCACGCCUGUCUACGCCUCCCUCACACCGCAGUCCAAGCCCAGGCCCCCCAAAGACGGCCAGGCCUCCCCUGGCCACCCACCCCCAGUGGAGGAGGUAAGGGUCGCAGCUUCGUCCAAGAACACCGGGCCCAGACCGAGCCUGCGCCCACUGCGGCUGGAGGUGAAAGGGGAUGUCCGCCGGCCUGCCCGGCCGCAGCAGCAAGAAGAGGAAGAAGAUGAGGAGGAAGAAGAGGAAGAAGAAAAAGAGGAGAAGGAGGAAGAGGAGGAGUGGGGCAGGAAAAGGCCAGGCCGAGGCCUGCUGUGGACCAAGCUGGGGAGGAAACUGGGGAGCUCUGUGUGCCCGGUGCGGCGGUCACGGAGACUGAACCCCGAGCUGGGCCCCUGGCUGACAUUUGCUGAUGAGUCACUGGUCCCCUCGGAGCCCCAAGGUGCUCUGCCCUCGCUGUGCCUGGCUCCCAAAGCCUACGACAUCGAGGGGGAGCUGGGCAGCCCCACGGACGAGGACACUGGCCAAGACCAGCAGCUUGUACCGGGACCCCAGAUUCCUGCCCUGGAGAGCCCCUGUGAGAGCGGGUGUGGGGACACCGAUGAGGACCCCAGCUGCCCGAGGCUCCCUCCCAGAGACUCUCCCAGGUGCCUCAUGCUGGCCUUGUCACAAAGCGACCCUCCUUUUGGCAAGAAGAGCUUUGAGCAGACCUUGACAGUGGAGCUCUGCGGCACAGCAGGCCUCACCCCACCCACCACACCCCCGUACAAGCCCACAGAGGAGGACCCCUUCAAGCCAGACAUCAAGCUCAGCUUGGGCAAAGACACAGCUCCCAGCCUGCCCUCUCCUGAGGGCCUCCAGCUCGGGGCCACCUUGGGGCCUGCCCACAAGCUGCCAAAGAAGCAUCCAGAGCGGAGUGAGCUCCUGUCCCACCUGCGGCAUGCCACCAUCCAGCCGGCCUCCCAGGCUGGCCAGAAGCGCCCCUUCUCCUGUUCCUUUGGAGACCAUGACUACUGCCAGGUGCUCAGGCCAGAGGGCGCCCUGCAGAGGAAGGUGCUGAGGUCCUGGGAGCCAUCUGGGGUCCACCUUGAGGACUGGCCCCAGCAGGGUGCCCCUCGGGCUGAAGCCCAGGCCCCCAGCAGGGAGGAAGACAGAAGCUGUGAUGCUGGCAUCCCACCCAAGGACAGUAUGCUGCUGAGAGACCACGAGAUCCGCGCCAGCCUCACCAAGCACUUUGGGCUGCUGGAGACCGCCCUGGAGGAUGAAGACCUGGCCUCGUGUAAGAGCCCUGAAUAUGACACCGUCUUUGAGGACAGCAGCAGCAGCAGUGGUGAGAGCAGCUUCCUCCUGGAGGAGGAAGAGGAGGAGGAGGACAAUGAAGAAGAGGACUCAGGGGUCAGCCCCCCUCGCUCUGACCACUGCCCCUACCAGAGCCCACCAAGCAAGGCCAAUCGGCCACUCUGUUCCCGCAGCCGCUCAAGCUCUGGCUCCUCAUCCUGCCGCUCCUGGUCACCAGCCACCCGCAGGAACUUCAGAUGUGAGAGCAGAGGGCCGUGUUCAGACAGAACGCCAAGCGUCCGGCAUGCCAGGAAGCGGCGGGAAAAGGCCAUUGGCGAAGGCCGCGUGGUGUACGUUCGAAAUCUCUCCAGUGACAUGAGCUCCCGAGAGCUAAAGAGGCGCUUCGAAGUGUUUGGCGAGAUCGUAGAGUGCCAGGUGCUGACAAGAAGUAAGAGAGGUGAGAAGUACGGCUUCAUCACCUACCGGUGUUCCGAGCACGCAGCCCUCUCUCUGAGGAACGGCGCUGCCCUGAGGAAGCGCAACGAGCCCGCCUUGCAGCUGAGCUACGGAGGGCUCCAGCACUUCUGCUGGCCCAGAUACACUGACUACGAUUCCAAUUCAGAAGAGGCCCUUCCUGCGUCAGGGAAGAGCAAGUACGAAGCCAUGGAUUUCGACAGCUUACUGAAAGAGGCCCAGCAGAGCCUGCAUUGAAAACAGCCUUAACCCUCGAGGAAUACCUCAAUACCUCAGACAAGGCCCUUCCAAUAUGUUUACGUUUUCAAAGAAAUCAAGUAUCUGAGAAGGAGAGCGAGCGAGCGAGCGUGAGAGAGAACACACGUGAGAGAGAGACUUGAAACUACUGUCCUUU
Messenger RNA from Propithecus coquereli (Coquerel's sifaka), 3275 nucleotides. RefSeq names its product peroxisome proliferator-activated receptor gamma, coactivator 1 beta (gene PPARGC1B). Gene Ontology annotation, molecular function: transcription factor binding; RNA binding. Gene Ontology annotation, biological process: positive regulation of transcription by RNA polymerase II. Gene Ontology annotation, cellular component: nucleus. The transcript has 12 exons. The record is from RefSeq and is a predicted model, not a curated record. Lineage: Eukaryota; Metazoa; Chordata; Mammalia; Primates; Indriidae. The coding region runs from base 86 to 3118 and encodes 1010 amino acids.